CCUGCGAAUCCGCAUCGACAUCGUGAUGACGCACAGUUGCGCGAAUCUUCUCAUCAAAGUGAAAUUUAUAUGAAACCUCAAGCACUUAGCCGUGAAUUUUGCCUUUAGAGUAAUCUCACGGUAUGCACUUCACCUAACGUACCUUUGAAGCCUUCAGACUGAACCAAGCAACAUGGGGAAAUGUUGCAUCCCCACUUGCAGAAACUCCGUCGUCCGUGAACCAGGACUUACUUUUCAUCAGAUCCCAUCGAACGAGCCCUGGCGUACGGAAUGGAUUGACGUGCUUGGGGAACAAGGAGUCAACUGUCUUACCGAAUGGACUCUCGUCUGCGCUGAACACUUCACCCACGAGGACUACAAAAUGACGGCUCGUAAAAACUUCCUGCUGCAAACUGCCGUGCCGUCAAUCUUCAACCCCACCAUCGACUCGGCUCCGCCUCCCAAAAAACGUGGCAGAAAACCCAAGAGUCAACAAAACGUUCAACGAUCCUUCGCUGAAACAUCGAGGCCUGACGUAGACGAAGAGUACGAUCCUUCCUGUCCUAGACGGACGGGGAGACAGCGUAAGCGAAAGGUGUACAAGGACAUGGUUGUGUUUAUGCCCAAUCCUUCGUCUGACGCCGAAGACGGCGCAGUUCAGCGGAGGGAAGGCGAACUUCCGACAGUUCUCGCCGAGAUUUCAGACGGCGACGGAACACAUCCUGUUCAGAUAACCAUUCCAGCCACAGAUGAACCGAUCGCGUACAGGACGGAGAUGAUAAGAUCCGAGGAAGUAGAUUACGAAUCCUCAGGAAGUGCUGACAGAAACGAGGCCGAGUCUGAAGACCAAGCUGAAGAUGCGGAAGUUGACAAACAGGACGGUGAGGCGGUUGAAUUCAUCUUAACGUCGGACGCAUUGGUGUCCAACUCGACGACAACUACAGUGAGCACCAGAACUGAGUCGUGUGCUGCUCAGGAACCACCGAAGAAUCUGAACGUAAUAGUUUUUUCCAGUCGUCCCCGUCCGACCACAUCGGAUCGGCCGUGCAAGGUGAGCCGGCCUGCUGCCGACGAAGCGGAGGAGCCGAGGCCGAAGCGACGCUGUUGCCAGAUACAGGCACAGCGUCUCGUGUUUUACAAGAGUGUCAUCGUUAAGUUGAGGAAAAGGGUGUUGGCUCUCGAAGCUAGUCUUCAAGAGAAAGAGAAGGAGAUAGAAGCGCUCACAAACAAGGACGGUAAAAGUUAGUAGUAAACGCUCUCCCGAGAUGUCAUGCAGCGGAAAGAUCUGUGGCACAGCACGUUUUAUUUUGCACCAUGUAGUGCAAACAUGCACACGUGUAAAUAACAGAAAUGCUUGUAUAAAAAAUAUAAAUGAU
This is a messenger RNA of Ornithodoros turicata, 1355 nucleotides long. RefSeq lists its product as uncharacterized. NCBI's taxonomy places the organism in Eukaryota, Metazoa, Arthropoda, Arachnida, Ixodida, Argasidae. Gene Ontology annotation, molecular function: sequence-specific DNA binding. The transcript has a single exon. Bases 173 to 1225 code for a protein of 350 amino acids. The record is from RefSeq and is a predicted model, not a curated record.